UGCGAGUGCAAAAAGUUAGUCGGAGGGGCUCGUCGGUGGGCCAAGGCUGCGGCCAGAACUGCGUCGUUCCUUAUUUUUCACGCACUUAUUUUGUUUUUGCCAAAAUCAUGGCCAGUCGCGAAUCGUCUUCGCCGCGUUUCGCAACUAGUGCGUCGUAAUUAUUCCUCUCAUUUAUUUUAACUAUAAAAGAAAAAGGCUUUUGCAAUAAUUUAUAACGCAAUGAGCGCAGCGGCCAACAAACUCAACAAACUCCACAGAUGCGCAAAAUCUUAUUCAAUCAGGAGGUACACGAACACCGCCGAGGGGUCUUCGGCGGCGGCUCGGACCAAGGAGGUCAGCGAGGAGGGCAUGUGGGGUCAGCUGGGUCGGCAGGUGGUGCGGGCGGCCGUCGAGCAGGGCCUCCUCCUGGCCGUCGCCGCCCGCCGCCUCCACUGGCCACGCCCCCUCAGCUCCCCCAACCGCCCUAAGGAAGGACCGGGGGUCAACGACGACCUCCCUCAGGAAGGUCACCAGGGCACCUUCUCGCUGCCCAACAUCUUCAGCAGCCUGGCCCACAACUUGGAGCGCGCCGACGGCAACACCACGGUUGCCGGACAACCCCAAGUCGUGCCCGAGUGGAAACUCAAAAGGACCAGGACCGUUUCAAAGUUGGUGGUGGAGGCGCGGACGAGGAGCAUUUUGACCUCGAUCGCGACGGCCGAGAGCGUCACCUCGAAACUUCAGCGCAUCGACGACCUCACCGAGCACCUCCGCCUGCACCCCACCGCCAAGAGCUACUCCGUCAAGCACGGAGGGAUGAACACGUUGCUGCGGAUGCGCGCGUCGGAGCGGAACGAGAUGGCGCUGGCGGCGAUCCGCGAGGCGCUGGCCAUGAUGGGACACACGGACGGGCUGAGUGGACGCGGCAUCCGCAUCCUGAGCAUGGACGGGGGCGGGACGCGCGGCGUGAUGGUGAUCGAGCUGCUGCGCAAGCUCGAGGCGCUGACGGGGCGCCGCGUGUGCGAAAUGUUCGACUUCAUCUGCGGGGUCAGCACGGGCGCCAUCAUGGCGUGCCUGUUCGGGCCGCACAAGAAGAACCUCGACGACUGCGCGCAGCUCUACAAGGAGAUCUCGGUGCGCAUCUUCACCAGGAACAACCUGCUCGGCGCCUCCAAGCUGCUGUGGGACCACUCGUACUACGACACCCAGCAGUGGGAGCAGCUCCUGCAGAACCACGUCGGCACCAUCCCCCUCAUCCGCACCGCCAGGGACCCCCUCUGCCCAAAGAUGGCGGCGGUGUCGACGGUGGUGAACCAGGCGGAGGUGAUGCCGUACGUGUUCCGCAACUACGAGCUGCCCGAUGGGGUGCCGGCGCUUUACACCGGCGGCAGCCGACACCAACUGUGGGAGGCGGCGAGGGCCUCCGCCGCCGCCCCCUCCUACUUUGGCGAGUUCCGAACCGCAGACCUCCUCCACCAGGACGGGGGUGUGUUGGUGAACAACCCGACGGCGAUCGCGAUCCACGAAGCAAAGCUUUUGUGGCCAGGGGAGGCGCUGCAGUGCGUCGUAUCGUUCGGCACCGGUCGUUGCCACCCCCUCGACCUGGCCAUCAAAAACGCGGCCGCCGCCGCCACCAACGGCGCCACCGGCGCCGACACCUACUCCUCCUGGAAGCAAAAGUUCACCAAGAUCCUCGAGAGCGCCACCGACACCGAAGCGGUGCACAACAUGCUGCACGACCUGCUGCCGAACGACGUGUACUUCCGGUUCAACCCUUACGUGAAGGAGGUGUCGAGCAUGUUCGAGAUGCGGCCGGAGAAGCUGCAGGAGUUGGAGGGGGAGGCCGCCCUGUACGCGCGCCGCAACGACGAAAAGUUCCGCCAGGUCGCCGCCACCCUCACGCAGCCGCGAACCCUCGUCCAGCGCUCCCGCGACUGGGUCAAGCGACACACCUCCCUCCUCACCUCCGCCAAGCCUUGAGCCCCUCCCCUCCCUCCCCUCCCUCCCCUCUAGUCCCCAUCGAGCAUUUAUAUAUUCUCAUUUCAGCUGGUUUGAAAUGCGCGCCUCUUGUGCUCUGACAAUUUUUAGUUUUAAAUAAAAUUAACAGUCUCUUUACACACAAACACGACUUUUAAUCUUUAUAAAAAAGCAGCACAUAAUUUGAUUUGUGUGACAAAAUUUUAAGAAAAAAUUUAAUAUUUUAGAUUUAAAAAAUAUUUAUAAUUGAUAUUUUUCUGUUUAGAUUUUUCAACCUUUAAAUGGAAAAAAAUAUUUGUACUUGCUGUGAAUAAGAAACUAUAGUUUUCUUAGGAGAAUACAAUCGUUGGAGCUUUUAUUUGUGAUUCA
Messenger RNA from Neocloeon triangulifer, 2325 nucleotides. RefSeq names its product calcium-independent phospholipase A2-gamma-like. The record is from RefSeq and is a predicted model, not a curated record. NCBI's taxonomy places the organism in Eukaryota, Metazoa, Arthropoda, Insecta, Ephemeroptera, Baetidae. The transcript has 7 exons. Gene Ontology annotation, cellular component: membrane. Bases 220 to 1959 code for a protein of 579 amino acids. Gene Ontology annotation, biological process: arachidonate metabolic process.